AUGGCUCUGCUGCGUCCUGUGGAGAGAAACUGUGGCCCAGGGAGUCCCGGCCGCGUGUCCAGGCUUGUGGAGGCCUGGCGGGUCCGGACCCUGCUCUGCCCUGGGGGCCGGGAGCCUGCGCCUCUCGCCGCCUCACUGCGUCUGAGAAGCACUUUGCGUCCUGCUGACGCCCAGCCAGGCCCUCCCCGCUGUGCCCGGGCCCGGGCACCUCGCAGACGUGCACCAAGGAGCCCACAGUCCGCCCGGCCCCGCGGGGCGGCCGGCACCACUCGGCAGACGCGGGUGCAGCUGUCUGGGCACCUCCUGCCUGAGCUGCACCUGGGUUCCUGUCCUCAGAGGCGUGACCGGCAGAGGCCCUCUUCUUGA
Rangifer tarandus platyrhynchus (Svalbard reindeer) is the source of this 366-nucleotide messenger RNA. The record is from the annotation of a GenBank genome assembly. Lineage: Eukaryota; Metazoa; Chordata; Mammalia; Artiodactyla; Cervidae.